AUGAGAUGUGUUGGCCUCGUUGAGAUGGAUGCCACAUCUGCCAUGUCCACUCCUUCGUCGGUGGAUUCGCGACCCCAUCAUCCUGCAUGCGAUCUGUGUCAUGCGCGAAAGGUACGUUGCGAUCGACAAGAUCCCUGUGGGAACUGCCAGGACGCCAACACGGCAUGUCUUCGUCAGCGACCUCCUCGCCGGCAUCGUAAGGAAUUAGUCCGACGUGGUCCCAAUCCCCACCCCCGUUCCUCUCGGGAAUCACGCCCCAUCCAGCCGGCUUUGCAGCAAACUGAGGGACCGACGGUAGAUUCGGGGGUAUCUCAUUCGUCCCACAUGGACAAACGGCGGAAUCCGUCGGACGGGCUUGGGGAGCCGCAGGGCUGGAUCUCGCUCGUGCCCUUAACCGACGCUCAGAUCUCCGGCACCUUGUAUCAGUUCGAUUACGUAUCCGGACUGACAGUCGAUCGGCGCGAGGCUCUUGAAUCGGCUCUACGGGUUGCCAGUCACGUCUCGGACAGUGUUGACAGCGCCGGCCAAGUGAGUGGUAUGGCUAUUUCUGUAGUAGACGGGCUUCCCAAGAUCCCCGGUGCCGAAUUUCUCUCCUGGAUGCUACGAGAUAUCGAAUGUGAUCGCUUCGGCGCUUAUGUACAAGACUAUUUCCGACAUGUCUCCCUCUCUUCUCUCAAGAAGAUGGGCCUGGCGCUGUUACGUCGAGAGGUGCCAGCCCCGACUUCGACCAUCUACACGGUCUGUGUUAAUGCUGUGGCAUACAAAUUCUUGACUACCGUCCUGACCGUCGACGGCGGCGACGAUCUGACCGAGGAUUUGCGUGUCAGGGCCCAGGAAUACCGUGCCAGUGCGCAGGCCGCGCUGAAGCAAAUACCCUUGGUGACUCCACCGUCUUUGGCCCUCUUGCAGGCCUUGCUAUGUGGUGUUUUCCUUCACCAAGGCUCUGGUGAUACGACGUUAUGCUGGGGCCUGACGAAGGCUGCCUGUCGGGUUUGUGUGGACUUAGGUUUGGAUGUAGCCGUCCUUCAGGGCGCCAGCAUCAGCUCGGAUACCUAUUACUGUGUUAUAUGGUGCUAUAUGCUCGAGAAGAACUACGCCUGUAAGACUGGUCACUGUCGAUCCUCACUUAGCGCGUCCCUGGGGACAGACCUGCCCUCCUUGCCCCCGCCUGGUGUGCCCGUUUCCGGCCUCCUCGAGAUUUACAUCGACCUCGCACGUAUCCAAGCCGUACUGCUACCGUACCUGGAGAGCUCAUCGGCAGAGUCCCGUGAAGGGCCCACCUUUGACGAUGUGGGCGACGAAUUGCUCUCGAAGAUGAACCAGAUCCAUUCGAAGAUUGAGCAGAUUGCAUCUCCGUCACCUCUCUGGAAAGGUUUAGACAUGAAUAGCGAAGUUGCCGCACUGCAAUUUGCAUUCCACUCCGUCAUGACUGCCAUCUUUCAUCUUAGACAGGUCACCUCUAGCCAGACCGCCAGCUCUACAGAGCUUUAUCUACAGUCAGCGCGUCAACCCUUGUCGGCAUUGGUGUCAAUGUGUUUGUCCUGUGACAAGCAAAGCACCGUUGCCUUUCUACAUUGGACCUUAUUGUACUACCCUCUCACGGCCUAUUUUGUAUUAUUUUGCAAUGUCGUAACCACGGCCAACCUUGCGGACUUCGAACUUUUGAGCACCAUUGCCGACUGCUUGGCACACAGUGGCUCGAUCAGUCCCCCGAUCGCGCAGCUCCAGAGACUCUUUUGCAAGCUAGUCUCACUGGCCCAGUGUUUCCUGCCGGGAGGUCGUCGAUCGAUCGCAGACGACACCACCAGCUCCUCCACAGCCGUCACGAUCCCGACCCACGCGCCUUCAGAGGAUGCGCGCGGCUGGCCCUCCUGGCCAUACUGGGGUGAAAGUGGCAUGGCAAUUCCUACCACCAUGAUGACACCGUUCAAGGAUGGUAAUGUAUCAUAUUUGGACUUCCCAGCCUGGGAUCCGUUCCUUGCAGUCAAUGGCAACAAUUUAUUUGUCGAAAGCGAUUAUGGGAAUUGA
Messenger RNA from Aspergillus affinis, 2028 nucleotides. RefSeq lists its product as uncharacterized. The record is from RefSeq and is a predicted model, not a curated record. The coding region runs from base 1 to 2028 and encodes 675 amino acids. Gene Ontology annotation, molecular function: DNA-binding transcription factor activity, RNA polymerase II-specific; DNA binding; zinc ion binding. The transcript has 7 exons. Lineage: Eukaryota; Fungi; Ascomycota; Eurotiomycetes; Eurotiales; Aspergillaceae. Gene Ontology annotation, biological process: regulation of DNA-templated transcription; DNA-templated transcription.